AUGGAGACGAAAAGUGAGGAGAAUCUCGAGACGCUUUUAAAGCAUAAAACCGAAGAAGCUGCAAGUGCGAUAAAGUUAUACAAAAUAAGAUGGUUUAUACUGCUGCUGUUCGUGCUUUAUGCAGCGAGCAGCGCGAUGCAAUGGAUCCAGUAUUGUGUAAUCAGUGAUGUAAUCAUGAAAUAUUACGGCGUGUCAGCAUUGGCCGUAGACUGGACCUCUUUGAUUUCGAUGGUGACAUAUCCACCUCUGAUCAUUCCUGGCUCAUUCAUCAUUGAUAAAAUGGGAUUACGUGUUUGCGCCUUGCUUGGCGUCAUCGGAACAACAAUUGGAACAUGGGUAAAAGUGUUCUCCGUUCAACCUCACUUAUUUUGGGUGGGCUUCGCCGGUCAAACUAUAGUCUUCGUUUCGCAAAUAUUCAUACUCAGUUUACCACCCCGAAUUGCAUCGCUUUGGUUCGGUCCAAAUGAGGUAACUUAUCUUCGAGCACGUAUCACUGCGUGCUCCUUGGGUGUCUUCGGAACGCAAUUAGGUACAGCUGUAGGUUUCAUCGCUCCACCGUAUAUAGUUCAAAACAGUGAUAAUUUGGAGGAAAUCGGGGAUAGUCUGAGUCUGAUUUUCAAAGCAGUCGCUUGGUAUACGACACCCAUUGCCAUUUUGGUGAUCCUGUAUUUCAAAUCGGAACCCGAGGUGGCACCCAGCCAAGCCCAACUUGAUUUGCGCAGGAAGCAU
Messenger RNA from Nicrophorus vespilloides, 729 nucleotides. RefSeq lists its product as uncharacterized. Gene Ontology annotation, cellular component: membrane. Gene Ontology annotation, molecular function: heme binding; heme transmembrane transporter activity. The annotation marks the transcript as partial. Gene Ontology annotation, biological process: transmembrane transport; heme export. Lineage: Eukaryota; Metazoa; Arthropoda; Insecta; Coleoptera; Silphidae. The transcript is spliced from 4 exons. The record is from RefSeq and is a predicted model, not a curated record.